Messenger RNA from Saprolegnia parasitica CBS 223.65, 1298 nucleotides. RefSeq lists its product as hypothetical. Lineage: Eukaryota; Oomycota; Saprolegniomycetes; Saprolegniales; Saprolegniaceae. Bases 1 to 1278 code for a protein of 425 amino acids. The transcript has a single exon. The record is from RefSeq and is a predicted model, not a curated record.
AUGGCGCUGACGCCGUUUGCCAAGCCGUACUACGGCGCGGCCUUCAUUGCGCGGCGUCCACUGGCCAACAUUUCGGAAAGCGACCAAGCCAAGUACAUGAACCUCGACGCGCCGUCCAGCAGCGGGCUCUUCAUCGUGCUCUCCAUGGUUGCGAGCUUUGGCUACGUCAUGGCCGUCACCGCCUGCGACGCCAUGGCGGUCCAGUACGCUCAGCGCGAAGCCCUCGCGCAGCGCGGCCGCAUGCAGACGACCAUGUACUUUGUACGCGACUUUUCGGGUAUGGUGCCCCAGAUUCUGGUCGGGUUUUGCAUGAACAACUACACGUACGGCGGCAGCUUUGACUGGGCGAUUUCACCCAACACCGUCUACGCCCUCCUGGUCUUGCCGUGCGCCGUGUGCAUUGCGACCGCCACCUUUUGGAUGGUCGAAGACAAGGUGUUGGUGUUGCACUUUCGCCUCUACCUCAAGAACCUCUGGGAGCUCCUGCAGCUGCGGGUUAUGUGGCAGUUCUGCGCCUUCCAGCUCCUCAACCAGGCGUGCAUCGCCUUUGACACGACGGUCUCGAGCCCGCUCGCGUCGACGCUGCUGCAUGUGCAACCUGUCGCCGACCAAGCGUUCACCGUCAUUGGCAUUCUUCUCUACACGGCGACGAUGUUUUCUAUCGGAAAGUUCGCGCUCAACUGGGACUGGCACCGCACGGUCAUUCUGCACACGGUGCUGCUCGUGGCCGUGGACGCAAGCUGCAAACUCCCGACCGUCUGGGGCUUUGUCCAAAGCGAGUACGUCUACCUCGCCGGCCGCACGUGCCUGCAGCUUCCGACGGCCUUUCUCUUCUUGUUUACGACCUACUGCAUCGUCGAAGUCGCCGAUGUCGGCAACGAAGGCGCCGUCUACGCGCUCGUGACAACGUGCGCCAACGUCGCCGUGCCCGUCGCCACCUUUCUCUUCAAGACCGUCGACGCGUUUUUUGAGGUCGAACUCGACGACAUUCAGCGCAACGACAGCGCGGUGCGCUGGCAAAUGACAUAUUGCUACCUCAUUGCGUACGCUGUCAAGCUCGCGUCACUCUUUUGGCUCGUCCUCUUGCCGCGCCAGAAGGCCCACGUCCAGAUCCUCAAGCGCUCGGGGGGCGCGAGCCGCGCCAUGGGCCUCGUCCUUGUGCUUGUCGUCGCUCUUUGUUUGCUGGCCGUCAUUGUCACCAACCUCCUCGCCGUCUUCCCGACCACGUCGUGCCUCCGCAUCGCCGGUGGCCCGGGCUGUCACGCGUCGUCACCUUAAUUUAAUCCGACUCGACCCGC